Telopea speciosissima is the source of this 1577-nucleotide messenger RNA. RefSeq lists its product as uncharacterized. The transcript has 7 exons. The coding region runs from base 368 to 1501 and encodes 377 amino acids. The record is from RefSeq and is a predicted model, not a curated record. Lineage: Eukaryota; Viridiplantae; Streptophyta; Magnoliopsida; Proteales; Proteaceae.
CAAAUCCUUAAUCGAGAAGGAACGAAGAAAUUUAAGGGUGACAGGCUGAUAGCGACAAUGGUGGGAUCGCGUAGAGGCGGAAAUCUAAGGAUUAUAAUCGGCACCAUUAUUGGAGGCAUCAUGGGCUUCUAUGUAAUGCACAGCGUUGAAACUAGCUACAAGGAGAAGAUGAAACAGAGGCUGAUUGAAUAUCAAAAUCAAUUGCAGCAGAAAGAGAAGCUGGAGGAGGAGUUGGAAGAUCGCUCAUAGCCCAGAAGAAUCGUCGUCGUUUUCUUUUGUUCUUUUAAUUUUUUUCCCGUUUUCUUUAUUUAUUUUUUCCAUCUAGUUAGAAUUGGGGACUGGUUGAUAGGUUUUAGAUUUGUUAAGGAUGAUGCUGCAUUUUGGAGACCCGGCGAAACUAAAAACUAAGAGGGUUGUGUUUGAAGAAAUUUUCAUUGCACAUGAUUCUGGCACAUUAGAGCAGUUGAAAGAGUUGAGUUCCAGGCGCAGAGCUGUUGAAGAAUCAAUUAACGAGAGCAGCUUCUUGACAGAGGUUAUUGCGAGGGAAAUGGCAGGAGGAUUGACUUCUCGUUAUGAGCAGGACCUGCAAAAACUGGAGCAGUAUUUGCCUCUUUUGCAAAAUUUGAUGAUUCAUGUUCAGUCACUUAGCAACAACCGGAUAAUUGUUCAUUGGACGUCAGGCCUUAAGAUAAGAUGGACUAGCGCUCUUAGUACUUCUUCAAUUUUCAAUCUUAUGGGAUCAAAGUUCUAUAACAUUGAUAGUUUGCACUUAGAGCUUGGGAUGAACCUUUUCCUUUAUGGUGCAAUUUUGCGAGAAAGGGCUUUGGAAGUUUUAACAGAAGAUCUGGUGCAGUCUGCUACUCUAUACAGGAAAGCUGCCGGAGUUUAUCACUAUCUGGUUAAUGAAGUACUUCGAUCUUUACAACCUCAAUUCUCUCAGGAAAGACCACCAGAAUGUAUGUCAUCCGUGUGUUCCAUUAUGAGCUUAAUCUGCCUUGCUGAAGCACAGGCUGUGACUACAAGAAAAGCUGAAGAAAAAGGAACUACUCAAGGUCUUUUAGCUAAGCUACACUAUGGCAUUACAGAGUUGCUUGAUGAGGCCAGCAGUAUUAUACAUUCAGUGAAGAAAGACUGCAAAGAUAUUUCGGCACGCCUUGUGGGCUUCAUAUCAUCUUGCAGAGCACUACAUGAGUUAAGAAGCCAGAAACAUCUUGCGGAAGAUUUGAAAGGUGCUGGCCAACUUGGGGUUGCAAUUGGAGUUCUCCGCCAUGGUUUAGCAAAGGCCAAAAUGCCAGGGGAAGAGUCAUGGUGCUUGGUUUUCAGGCAGGAGAUGGAUGCUAUUUGUGAGAUGCUCAGGAAGUUUGAGCAUGAGAACGAAUUUGUAUGGCGCAACAAGAUUGCCACUGGUGAUGAGUUGCCAUUUCUCCAAGGUACGAGAAUCGUGACUGUCAUCCCAUAUUGUAUCCAGAGAUGGGAGAGGGAACUAGUUUUCAGGAUAUAGAAAUAUGAUCUAUGCAGGAUAUACAUCUUCAUGUGUGGGGAAGCAAAAGAUAAAUGGAUUUUGGCACACUAAUCCG